Messenger RNA from Tarenaya hassleriana, 716 nucleotides. Its product is annotated as protein YLS3-like. The transcript is spliced from 3 exons. The coding region runs from base 67 to 591 and encodes 174 amino acids. The record is from RefSeq and is a predicted model, not a curated record. NCBI's taxonomy places the organism in Eukaryota, Viridiplantae, Streptophyta, Magnoliopsida, Brassicales, Cleomaceae.
ACAGAAAACAACGAAAACACCACCACAGUAACGAAAACUACGUCGUUUUACGGGAAAGGAAAGAAGAUGGAAGCUCUGAGAAUCGCCGCCGUCGUCGCCUUGCUCCUCCUCUCAUGGUCCGCCGUGAAAGCAGCGACGGAGACUCCGCCGCCGCCUUCCGGCGGAUCUCAGACGACGGCGUGUAUAAAGAGGCUGAUUCCAUGUCAGCCGUACAUUCACGCGCCGGUGAAUCCUCCGGCGACGUGCUGCGUGCCGUUGAAGGAGAUCAUCGACAACGACGUGACGUGUCUCUGCUCCGUCUUCAACAAUCCCGCCAUGCUCCGAUCUCAAAACCUCACCAAAUCCAACGCUCUCGAUCUCCCCAAGGCCUGUGGCGCCAACGCUGACGUGUCACGCUGCAAUAGCUCCGCUACUCCGCCGACGGCGUCGCCGGAGACUCCGACAAAUCCGAUGACACCUCCGGCGUCUACCAACGGAAGCUCCUCCACCGGCGGAUCAACCGCCGGAGGCUCUUCAAGCGCGGCGGCGACCACCAUCAGCUUCAUCGGACUUAACUUUGUCUCUGCUCUCAUUGCGACCAUAUUCUUUUAAUCUUUUUUUUUUGUUAUUUAUCAUCUUCAUUUUAGUUUUUUAAAAAUUUUAGUAUUUGAUUUGUAUCUUUCUUUUUUUUACAUACAACACAUUAUUAUAGAUUUAUAUCCACUCCACAUUAUAGC